GAGGGGCCAAGGUGAGGUUCGUGUAAAAGUAAAAGGAGACACACUCUCGUGUGACCUUGAUGGUUCAUGAGCAGUAGUAGACUCCGAUUACCCUCGAAUACUCCUUUGUUCGAUUCGAUUACAGAAUACGCAAGGAACAACAAGCGGCAACACUGUCGUCUUAGAGCCACUUUGCCAUUCCCUUCCAAAAUUAUCGAGUUAUUAAGAAAUCAUCCCAAACAGUUAAUCUCUUCAGUUUAGAACUUUAUCCAUCAUACACACUACACAAAAACCAAGUAUGACCCCUGUUUCAUCUAAGCAGUACACAGAUGAUGUAAGCUUGCUAAUGGUGUUAAUCGACACAAAUCCAUUGUUCUGGAGCUCAACUGCUACCCCUUUCUCAUUCUCCAAGUUUCUAUCUCAAGUUCUUUCGUUCUUGAACUCAAUUAUUCUACUAAAUCAACUGAAUCAAGUGGUGGUGAUAGCAACUGGAUUCAAUUCUUGUGAUUACAUAUAUGAUUCUUCAUUGGGUCAUGGUAACCUAAGAGCUGAAACAUUGUUGCAAAAAUUAGAAGAGUUUGUGAUUAAAGAUGAAGAGCUUAAUAAGCAAGAAUCAGUUGAUGGAAUUGGAUCUUCUUUGCUUUCAGGAUCUCUUUCAAUGGCACUUUGUUACAUACAAAGAGUAUUUCGUUCUGGAUCAAUUCAUCCACAACCUCGGAUUUUGUGUUUACAUGGAUCACAAGAUGGACCUGGACAAUAUGUUGCCAUUAUGAAUUCAAUUUUUUCUGCUCAAAGAUCAAUGGUGCCUAUAGAUUCAUGUGUUAUUGGGUCACAACAUUCUGCAUUCCUGCAACAGGCUUCUUAUAUAACUGGAGGUGUAUAUCUGAAGCCACAACAGUUAGAAGGAUUGUUCCAGUAUCUAACAACAGUAUUUGCAACAGAUUUGCAUUCACGAAACUUCUUACAACUUCCUAAGCCUGUUGGUGUAGAUUUUCGUGCUUCGUGUUUUUGUCACAAAAAUACGAUUGAUAUGGGGUAUAUUUGCUCUGUUUGUCUAUCUAUUUUCUGUAAGCAUCACAAGAAAUGUUCAACUUGUGGGUCAGCUUUUGGUCAACCCCAAACAAGUGUCUCCACAUCAAAUCAAAAGAGAAAAGCUCCUGAUAGUUAAACUUAAACCAUGUUGUUAAUUAAAGCUUCUUUGUAUGAAAAAAGAAGUGGUUUGCUGAAUUUUGUAGGCAGUUGUCAUAAUUACUAAACUUACUUUUUGAUGAGUUG
Molecule: messenger RNA, 1254 nt
Organism: Lactuca virosa
Lineage: Eukaryota; Viridiplantae; Streptophyta; Magnoliopsida; Asterales; Asteraceae
Source: the annotation of a GenBank genome assembly